GAUUGGUUGAAAGCAUACACGUGACCAGGCAUUUAUUUUGCCUAACGCGUAAUUUGGGUAACGACCGGUCAUUACCCAGUGGUAAUGACCGGUCAUUACCACAUCUUGUUGUUGCUAUCGUAACCAUUGAGAUUUCAUCGUUUUACUUUUACUCGCGAGAAUGGCUGCCGCGGCAUUUAAAGUGCCUACUUUUGAAAUUCUUUCAACUGCACAAAUGCAAGAGUUAUUGAAUGGGACUGAUUCUGCUAGUACCAAGAAGAGCAUAAAGUUUGGCUUUGCGAAAUUUGAAGCUUUUUUGGGCCUGAAACAAAUUGAAUUGGGUGAAAUCACAACCGACAGGCUUCGACUGGAUGACGUUUUGUGCACGUUCUAUUCAAGUCUCCGUCGCGAAGAUGGAUCGUGGUACAGCAAGAAAACGAUGCAAGUGAUCAGGUAUGGUGUACAGAGACACUUUUUGGACUUGCAUAACUUUGAUAUUCGUGACAAGGCAACAUUCUCACAAAGUGUGAGAAUGUUUAAAGCCGUCUUAGUGAAGCUCAAGAAGGAAGGCAAAGGUUCCACCAAGCACAAACCCGCGAUCUCAUCUAGUGACAUGGAAAUCAUACAAAACUCGUCGGUGCUCGAUUGUGACACGCCAGCUGGAUUACAGAACAAAGUCUUCGUCGAUUUUAUGACAUAUUUCUGUAAUCGUGGUCGAGAAAAUCUUCGAGAACUUAAGCCAGACGAUUUUCGACUUGAGACAGAUGAAGACGGACUUCGAUACAUCACUAAAAGAGAUCAAUUGACAAAGAACAAUCGUGAGGAUGAUGAUGAGGUGUCGAACAACGGAGUGAUGUACGAAAUACCUGGAAGUUCAAAGUGUCCAGUUGAGAGUUUCAUGCAGUUUGUAUCGAAGCUGAACAAAGAUUGCCCUUUUCUAUGGCAGAAACCAAAAGCAAAGAAGCCAGAAGAUGGUGACAACUGGUACUGCAAUGCUCCAGUUGGCAAAAACACAAUGGGAAAUAAGAUGAAACAAAUUUCCCAGAAAGCUGGAUGCUCAAAGUUGUACACAAACCACUGCUUAAGAGCAACAUGCAUCACGACCCUGGAUAGAGCCGGUUUCGAGUCUCGAGACAUUCAAUCAGUGAGUGGUCACCACAGUGAGCAGUCACUCAGGAAUUACUGUAACACUAGCCACGAGCGGAAGAAACAAAUGUCCUCACAUCUUGGGAGUCAUCUCUACGAGAAAAGAAACAUCACUUUGCCUAGUGCAACUCAAUCGGUUCCAGAUCCUGGUCCUGGACCUGGUCCAAGCAGGCCUAAUCGCGCCUAUUCCAUGCACACGACCAGACAGCCGCUUGAAAUAGUAGUUCCGGAUCGUGACUCAGAUAAUGUAGAUGUUCAUGUGAAUUCCCAUCAACAACUAUCUUUUUCGCUUUCGCAGGAGAAGGUACACCAGGACCUUUCAACGACAUCAAAUACUUUUCAAAUCCACGAUUGUGUGGUGAACAUUUAUAAUAAUUAAAUGUUCAACUUCAAGACAAGACUUUGUGUAGGCUAGGCCUAGAUCUACAUGUACAUAUGUUUGGCUUUGACUUGAGUUUGACUUUGACUAUUUCAGCUUUUUAAACAAUUCUACAUGUCAUGAUGUACAUUAUCGCUGUUUGGAAGUUGCACUUUGGAAUGACAUUUUUAGUUUUACCUCGCUGGUUCGGGUUCUAAGUUAGGCCUAGAGGCUAGGCCUACUUCAAGUUCUACGUAGACUCGAGUCUAGACGUUCAUUGUUCCAGUUGGAGUUUCAAUUUCAAGUUUUUCUAUGACCUGUUGCAUUGAUUUACAAGUUUAUGAUGGAUGAUCCUGAUGAUAUAAAAGGUAAGACUAAAAAAGUAAGAUAAAAAACAAUGAGUUCUAGAUCUAGAAUCUCUACUUAGAUCUAGAAAUGUAGUGAUCUAGACUAGUCUAGAUCGUACUCUUAGAUGUAGACCUAGUCUAGAUCUCAUUCUUGAGAUGAGGUUGAUUUAUCAAAUAACAAGGAUCCACGUCAUAAUUUUAUAAAACAAAUAAUACACAUCAUUUUGUUCGGGCAUUAGUAACAUUACCCACACUCGGUACCUUUGAAAAAGUCUAACCCGCCCUCGGCUAUCGCCUCGGGCGGGUUAGACUUUUCCAAAGAUACCUUGUGUGGGUAAUUCUUACUAAUGCCCUCACUGCUGUGUAUUAUUU
This is a messenger RNA of Strongylocentrotus purpuratus (purple sea urchin), 2202 nucleotides long. RefSeq lists its product as uncharacterized. The record is from RefSeq and is a predicted model, not a curated record. The transcript has a single exon. Lineage: Eukaryota; Metazoa; Echinodermata; Echinoidea; Camarodonta; Strongylocentrotidae. Gene Ontology annotation, biological process: DNA integration; DNA recombination. Bases 161 to 1504 code for a protein of 447 amino acids. Gene Ontology annotation, molecular function: DNA binding.